This is a messenger RNA of Acanthochromis polyacanthus (spiny chromis), 2356 nucleotides long. It is a transcript of the gene eif2ak1, whose product is annotated as eukaryotic translation initiation factor 2-alpha kinase 1. The transcript has 15 exons. Gene Ontology annotation, molecular function: protein kinase activity; ATP binding. Bases 193 to 2163 code for a protein of 656 amino acids. Gene Ontology annotation, biological process: protein phosphorylation. Lineage: Eukaryota; Metazoa; Chordata; Actinopteri; Pomacentridae. The record is from RefSeq and is a predicted model, not a curated record.
GCCGUUGAAUCAUGGCCGCCCGUUGACUGGAUCGUGUGGGACCAUUAACAGAGCUUCUCUUUCCGAUGUCAAUAUUGACAGACUGGGGUUUGAACAGUAGUUUGACGCAGAGAUGGGGUAGAAGCACGGAACUGGGCGGCGUUUUAAAAUAAGCGUUUGGUUUUGUCAGGUCACCAGUGUUCUCAUAUAGAAAUGUACAGUUCACCAUCGGAGGAAUGUUCUGGCAGCAGCAGCAGCCUUUUGCUCCGGCGCAACCUUAAACCCGUCUGGAGGCAGGAGGCUGACACUAACUGUAGCCUGCUAAGUUUAGCAAGCGAAGAGGACGAUGAAGUCCAGUUUGACACUUCCGAUGCAGAUACUAAUCGUGAGGUGCUGAUGGCUGGUAAAACUUACCCAUCCAUCGAAGAGUUUGCCUCAGCAAUCCCCAACCACCUUCUCCUGGGGUCUCUGCUUGAACACUUAUGCUUCGUCUAUGAGAGCAAUCCAGCUCGCUCACGUAUGCUGUUCAAAGUCAUCGGCCAACGCUUAGCUGCCAUGAACCUCCUCUCACCUUUGGCCAUAAGUGAUGAAUUCAGCACCGUCAGACUCCAGCACAACCGGGCCUUCACUGAGCUGCUUAAUGCUGCUAGCUCCUCCAUAUAUCCACAGGGCAUCAGCACGAACACACACAGUUCUGCCUUAAGACCCAAGGAGGGACUGUUUCAAGCCCAGACAUCACGGUAUCUUAGUGAGUUUGAAGAAAUCUCUCGGCUUGGAAAAGGGUCAUAUGGAAAUGUUUUUAAGGUUUUAAACAAACUAGAUGGACAAUGUUAUGCUAUGAAGAAGAUUCUCAUCAAAAAAGUCUCAAAGGAUGACUGUAUGAAGGUUCUUCGGGAGGUCAAAUUGUUGUCAAGCCUACAGCAUAUAAAUGUUGUUGGCUAUCAUACUGCAUGGAUGGAGCAUGUUCAGCCUGCAGCAUAUCCUGAGUCUAAGCUUCCUGCACUAGAGUCUCCUGGAAAAGACAACAGUCCUGAUGUGAGCCUUGACAGCAGCAGCUUCAGCUCCUCUAUAGUCUUUCAAAGCCACAGUCAAGCACCAACAGACGCCGGUGCUUUAGCUGCUAAACUACCUCAAAGAGACGACCAGUCUGUCAAAGCCUUAGUUUCAGCCCAGGAGGGCCAGGUGGUGUGUCCUAAGACGAUGCGUCGCAUCCCAGAAAACUAUGUCCCCUGUGUGUUCCUGGGAGAGAGAGGUCCCAUGCAGAGCUCCAAGUGCCCUGCCACGGGUUGGGAAAAUUCAGCACUGUUAGAGGAGGAGACAAGCAGAAGCAGCAUCGAACUGAACAACAACUCCUGCAUCGACAAGGAGUGUCAUCAGUGGGCAGACAAAUGUAUAACAAAGCCCUCUAAAGAGGUACAGUUUCACCUGAUGCUCUACAUCCAGAUGCAGCUGUGUGAGCGCUCACUGAAGGACUGGAUCUCUGAGAGAAACUCCAAACCCAAAGAAGAGCGCAUCCCAAGAUGUCCAUAUGACUGUGUAGACACCGAACACACACUGAGCCUUCUUAGACAUAUACUUGAAGGGGUGGAGUAUAUUCACUCCAGGGGAAUCAUGCACAGAGACUUGAAGCCAAGAAACAUUUUCCUUCAUGGUGCUGACUGCCAUGUUCGAAUUGGGGACUUUGGUUUGGCUUGCAGGGACAUAAUAGUGGAGGGCCAUAAAAGCACCACCUCUCCCUGCUGUGAUUCCACUCAUACUUCAGGUGUUGGCACCUUUGUGUAUGCUGCACCAGAACAACUAAAAGGCUCCCAUUAUGAUUCAAAGUCAGACAUGUACAGCAUCGGAGUGCUGGCUCUCGAGCUUUUUCAGCCUUUUGGGACUGAGAUGGAGCGAGUCCGGACGCUUGGGGACCUGAGAGAAGGAAAAAUUCCAGACGUGUUCUGCCACAGAUGGCCAGUUUUGUCAAAAUACAUCACGAAGCUGACAAGUAAAGAGCCCAGUGUUCGACCUACGGCCAGCCAGCUUCUACAGAGCGAACUCUUCUGCAGUAAAGACACGGUGAUCCACGGUUUGCAGAGACGGGUUGAAGAGCAGGAGGAAGAGAUCAUGCAGCUGAGAAGACAGAUCAGUCAGCUUCAGAGCUCACAAAUCACAGUUCAUUUCUCUGAGUUGGACAAGACCUGAGCCUUAAAAAUCUUAAUAGACUUUCAAAACUUGAUUUAUUCAGCCACUGCUGUACCUUGUUUUUUGCUGACUCAAUACAAGUAGUGGAGUGUAUGCGUGUGUGUGAACAUUUAAGUGCGUCUUGUAUACCUGGAUAAUAGAGUGCAAUUACUUUUGCUCCAUUGAGCUGAUUAAUAAACCUAUUUCUGAUGUA